Molecule: messenger RNA, 1925 nt
Organism: Tetranychus urticae (two-spotted spider mite)
Lineage: Eukaryota; Metazoa; Arthropoda; Arachnida; Trombidiformes; Tetranychidae
Product: acetylcholinesterase-1-like
Biological process (GO): choline metabolic process; acetylcholine catabolic process
Cellular component (GO): plasma membrane
Molecular function (GO): acetylcholinesterase activity
Source: RefSeq, a predicted model, not a curated record
AUAAAAAUUGUCUAUCAAAACAGCGAACAGUAAACACUAUUAACAAUCGUAAUAAUGAUUUCUUAAACAUUCAUAUAAAGAUUUACACACUUUAAUGUAUUCAAAUACAACACUUAUAGCCUUCAAAUUGUAUUGAAAUGUCUUUAGUUCUUCCAUUGAUUGUUACAGCUUUAUUCAUCUUCAGGGGUGCAAUUGAAAGUGGUUCAACAGUGAAAUGUGAUGAUCCAAUUGUAACUACUGAAUAUGGAACCAUAAAAGGAAAUCGCAAAAAUGAAUCUGGUUUUGUGUUUGAUGAAUUUCUUGGUAUACGUUAUGGUAAGAUUCCAGAGCGAUUCAAAUUUUCUCGAGUGAAUGAAGAAAAGUGGACAGGAAUUUUGAAUGCAACUGAUUAUGGACCUGAGUGCAAACAAUUAAGAAGCCCAAAUAGCGUUGAAGAUUGUUUAUUUAUCAACAUUUGGAGACCUUUAAUUUCCAAUAAGGAAACUCGAUUACCAGUCUUUCUUUGGGUUCAUGGAUCAGGAUUUCAAAUUGGAUCUGGAGCUCUAAAUCCUGGUAAUAUGUUAGCCUCUUAUGGUAACAUGAUUGUGGCCACGAUCAACUAUCGUCUUGGCUCACUGGGUUAUGCCUUUGGUGAUUUAGAAGAGAUGCCAGGCAAUCAAGGAGUUAGUGAUGUGACAACAGCACUUUACUGGGUCAAUGAAAAUAUUGUCCACUUUGGCGGUGAUCCUGAUCAAGUCACUCUUGCUGGCCACUCAGCUGGUUCAAUGAUAGCUUCGUUACCAACUUUACUCAGAAGUGAGCGUCCUUGGUCACUUUACUCUCGCCUGUUGUUAUCAAGUGGAGUCUCGUAUGGUCCGAUGUUCAUUGAAGACACUUCAAUCAGUCUUGCUAAGACUAAGCUCUUAGCAUCAAAAGUUGGUUGUGGCUCUGCUACUCCGGGACCGUUAACAAGUCAAACCAUCUCUUGCCUACGAACAGUCAAUGCUUCAGUCCUACUUGAACACAAAGCGACCAUCAAACAGAUCGGUUCUUCUGACGUUGCUGCCUUCUUUCCAACUUGUGAUCGUGGUACCAUUAGAAAUUUUUUCGACCCUUUCUUGAAACCUUACUACACCCAUGAUAUCAAACCGCAAAUACUCUUCUACUUACAAAAGGACGAAACAUCUUACAGUUCAAUUGAUUUACAGCCCACUUCAAAGGCUGAAGCUUACCAAAUGGCUUGGGAUAAGUUGUCUUUCAUCAAGAAAGACUUGACUCAAUUGCAAAUGCAACCUUUCUUUGAAUACUAUUUCAAUGACACGAGGGAUAAUGACAAUAGAUCACUUCGAUCAGCCCUUUCCGAAUUCCUCAAUGAUCAUACAUUUAGAUGCACUUCAUUAAUGUUAGCCCAACUUUAUUCAACCAACCCAGACAAUAGCGUACGAUUUGCUGAAUUUCGAUACAUUUUGGAUAAAUAUGGACAACAGAAUAGACCUGAUGGUGCUUGGCAUGAUGAUGUAGUCGAACUGUUUUUUGGUGAACCUUUUAGAGGCAACAAUUCAAACUCCUAUUCUAAUCAAGACAGGAAACAAAGUUUACGUUUAAUGAAAUCAUUGGCUGAUUAUGCUUAUGGCAAGGAGCCUGAUAACUGGCCUAAGUUGCAUUUUGAUUACUUGAACCCAGAAAAGGAACCAAUUGUUCGCGAAAUUAAUUUUAAAGACAGAAACGUUGAGUAUUCAAAGCAACACAUUUGCCUUGAAUGGUCAAAGCUUCUCGAUUAUGAUAUCACAAAUUAUAUUCAUCCUUAAAAACUUGUAAUUGUUGAUCACUUGUAAUAUUUUUCAACCAACUUACAUCAAUUAUUUGUCGCGAUUCAUCGAAAGGAAUUUGUUUUCUUUGAUUAAAUUGCUCAAUUGAUUAUAUCAAAUAUGGGUUAUGAACAUUCA